Molecule: messenger RNA, 1593 nt
Organism: Cyphellophora europaea CBS 101466
Lineage: Eukaryota; Fungi; Ascomycota; Eurotiomycetes; Chaetothyriales; Cyphellophoraceae
Exons: 2
Coding region: 1-1593 (530 amino acids)
Cellular component (GO): nucleus
Source: RefSeq, a predicted model, not a curated record
AUGUAUUCAGCGACGCCAGGGAUGCCACCGUGGCAGGCGAAUGGCCACCACGCUCAGAGUCAGGGCGCUUACCUCCCAGUGAACGCACGACAGGCCUUUGCACCCGUCUCGCUCUCUAACCCUCCGCCCACGUACAUUCCACCACCAUUCAAUGCUCAACCGCCACCACCUCCACCCGCACAAGCUGUUUCCCCACAACCGAAGAAGACGCAAUGGUCACCCGCUGUUCGUGAAUACGUCAGUCGGUCAUUUGCACAAGAAAAUGCUAUUAAAGACGUCUCGAGACCCGAAAUGGAAGCCAAGCUAAAGCAGAUUAUCACUGAAAUGGCCACGUCUGGUCGCCUCGAGACUAUCCACUGGGACACGUACCCGCUACCCCAGCAGCUUAUUGUUGAAGAAAGAAAUCGUGCCGCGCUUGCAAUUCAUUCUACCCCCUCACAUUCGCUGUCGUCAGCUAUGGUUUCCCCUAACACUCCUCAUCAACCCCCUAUGGACUCCACGCCACGGAAACGCAAGUCAAAUGAGUUCGCAGAGCCGGAUGAUCAGUCCUCUCAACCUCCCUGGCGAAACAAGCCUUCUGGAUCCGGAGAUCUUGCCAAUCGUAUUUCUCGCGCACCGAAAGACAAGCGUUUAAAAAUGGAGGAUCCCAAAGCGAUGAGUAAGUCAAACCUGGAAGCUCGCAAAAAGCGAUUCAACGAUGGUCGAUCCGGCCAUUCUCCCCCUAGCACGCCUCGCACCCCGCUUGGUAACUCCCCGGAACCUGAUAAGAUUGGCCCCGUUGUUGGUACUUGCCAGAAACUGGAGAAGAAUUACUUCCGACUCACAGCGGCGCCUAAUCCGGAGAACGUUCGCCCCCUUGAUAUCUUGCGUCAAACUCUUGAGCUGCUUAAGAAGAAGUGGCGCAGUGAGGGCAACUACGUCUAUAUCUGCGACCAAUUCAAAUCGUUACGACAGGACCUCACUGUUCAGCAUAUCAAAAAUGACUUCACCACAACGGUCUACGAAAUCCAUGCACGUAUCGCACUGGAAAAGGGUGACCUUGGUGAGUAUAACCAGUGUCAGACACAGCUUCGUGGGCUGUAUCAGCUGAAGCUGGGUGGUCACCCUGUCGAGUUCAAGGCCUAUCGGAUAUUGUACUACAUUCACACCUGUAAUAAAACUGACAUGAACAACGUACUCUCUGAACUAACCCCAGCCGACAAGAAACAAGAAGCAAUCAAGCAUGCCCUCGACGUACGGUCAGCACUGGCGCUCGGAAACUACCACAAGUUCUUUCAGUUGUACCUCAAGGUACCCAAUAUGGGAGCCUACCUGAUGGACAUGUUUGUUGAACGAGAGCGAUUAGCAGCUCUCGCUCGAAUGUGCAAGUCCUACAAGCCGGACGUCAAGCUGCGAUUUCUAACCGAAGAGCUUGGGUUCGACACGGAUCAAGAGAUAGCUCAAUUCAUCCUUGAGCACGGUGGCGACGGUGGCGAGGCGCUCCUACAAGAACGAGACGGUCAUGUACGCCUCUUGACCGGCAAAACCGGGUCAAUGUUCGAGAACGCUCGACAGGCCGCGUUCAGAUCUGUCGACAUCAAAGGACAAAUUUGA